Malassezia japonica is the source of this 984-nucleotide messenger RNA. RefSeq lists its product as uncharacterized. Lineage: Eukaryota; Fungi; Basidiomycota; Malasseziomycetes; Malasseziales; Malasseziaceae. Gene Ontology annotation, biological process: retrograde vesicle-mediated transport, Golgi to endoplasmic reticulum. The record is from RefSeq and is a predicted model, not a curated record. The transcript has a single exon. The coding region runs from base 1 to 984 and encodes 327 amino acids.
AUGAGCGCGGAGGACCAGCGCGAGGCGCGGCGCAAGCGCAUCCUCGAGCGGAGCGGCGACCGCCUGUCGCGCAUUACAAACACAGGGCGCGGCGAGGGGUACGUCGGACUUGACACCAAGCCGGUGCCGGCGCCGCGCGCGGAGCCGAGCGGCCCGAGCGAGGAGAGCUCGGUGACACCGAGCCCGCUGCAGCCCACGGCCAAGCCGGACGAGGCGCUCGGCUCGUUUGCCAAGCCCGAUGGCGAUCCUCUUGCGGCGAUGAUGGCUGCGAUGCAAGGCAAAUCGUCGCAGGCGGGCGCGGACCCCAUGGCAAUGUUCCAGCAGUUCCUCGGCCAGACGGCCGGCGCCGCGGGCGAUCCCCACGCGAUGCCGGCGGUGCCCGAAGUGUCUGCGGCGACGCUGCGUCGCGCGGAGCGCCUCGACCGCCGCAUGCGCCUGGUGCAGACGACCGUUAUUCUCCUGUUUGCUUUCUACGUCGUGUUUGGCUCCAUCUUUUCCCCGGCACCCGAAGGUAUUGCGGGCCGCGCGCUGGACACACCAGCCAUCGCUGCGUUUGCCGAGCACUCCUACCGCAAGCAGUGGGCGUCGCUCGCGCAGCAAUACACGCCGAUGAGCGCGUGGCUCAGCACGGACGACCCCAGCGUCUUUCCGUGGGGCGCGCUCCGUACGCCGCUCGACUAUCUCCAGCCGUACAUUGGCAAGGCGGCGCACCCCGCCAACCUCCCGAGCUGGCCCAUCUUUUGGGUCUUUUUUUCGCUCGAGGCGGGUCUGCAGGGCAUCCGCAUCGCCUUGCAGCAGCAGCUCCCUGCCGCGCCCCCGACCGGUGUCGGGAGCGUGCUGAGCAUGUGGGCGCCCGGCGUCGUGCCGUACCUGGCGCCGCUGCUGUCGGUCGUGAGCCUCCUGAGCUCUCUCGUGGACGACCUGUGUAUUCUGCUCUUUGCGAUCGGCCUCGGGGUACUAUUUUGCCACGUUCAGAGUUCGUAG